UGAUCACAGAUUGCUUUUGCUCGCCGCUCCGCUCGCCGCAGUGUCUCCUACUCUUAUUAUUUGACGAAGAAUCGUUCCGAGGCUGGCUUGAGGGUGAGAAAAGGAACACGCCCUACGUAGUGGUUUUUGUUAUUUUGUGAUUCCGAGUAGAAUUUGAACGACGUAAUUGGCGUAGCCGGCACUCCUAUUUUACAAACAAAAUAAUGAAUGACAAUGGUUGCAUUCACUUGAAUAAUUUUAAGGCCGCCAAGGGUACACAUCCUUAUAAAAUAGUCCACGCAUUUUUCGUAUCAUGCACUUCAUAUGAGGCAAGGAAAUAUAAGGCGACGUCUUGUCUGUGUUUCACAUGUGGUAAACCGGGACCGCGUAUGCAUUCGUGUUUGCACUGCAUAUUCUUCGGAUGCUACGCCGGCCACAUACAAGAUCAUUCAAAGACAAAGAAACACUUUCUAUAUGUUGACCUGAGCUUUGGAAACAUCUUUUGUGCGCAAUGCCAAGACUACAUUUAUGAUAGAGAACUGACUGAUAUUGCUGUUACACACCGAUUGAAAGAAGCAAAAUCAUUAGGAUUAUAUGUGCCAUACACUCCAUGGUUACCUAACAACAAUGAGGCUAUGGCUCUACGCCGUCUCCGCAAGAGAAGACUCAUCAGCCCACACACAACAAUAGGGCUGCGAGGACUUCAAAACCUGGGGUCCACUUGCUUCAUGAACUGCAUUGUCCAGGCACUCAUUCACACGCCCUUACUGCGAGAUUACUUUCUGGCCGAGAAACACAAAUGCAAAGCGCAAAGUUCCGGCAAAUGCCUUGUAUGCGAAGUCUCAAAGUUAUUCCAGGAGUUUUAUUCUGGCGCGAAGACUCCUUUGACCCUACACAGACUUCUGCACCUGAUCUGGACGCACGCGCGCCACCUUGCCGGCUACGAGCAGCAGGACGCACACGAGUUCUUCAUUGCAACGCUUGAUGUACUGCACAGGCACUGUAUGAAUGGCGUUGAAGAUAUAGAGAAGAAAGAGAACGGUCGCUGCAAUUGCAUCAUAGAUCAGAUUUUCACGGGGGGUCUGCAGAGCGAUGUAGUGUGCACAUCAUGUUCAGGCGUGUCUACUACCAUAGACCCUUUUUGGGACAUAAGUCUAGAUGUAGCCGGACCGGGUUCACUACAGGCGUGCUUGGAACGUUUUACACGAGCGGAGCAUCUCGGCUCAGCUGCAAAGAUCAAAUGUUCAAACUGUCGAGCGUACCGGGAAUCGACCAAACAACUGACCCUAGAAACUCUACCAAUAGUCGCAAGUUUCCAUCUCAAACGCUUCGAACACUCGUCACAGAUCGACAGGAAGAUAUCAGCAUUCAUAUCGUUCCCCGCUGAGUUGGAUAUGACACCGUUUAUGUCGUCACAUCGUCGUGCAGUAGAUAUGGGUGGUGCGGACAAUAAUAACGCACCUCAAGGCAUCUUUGAAGAUAAUCGUUACUCGUUGUUCGCUGUAGUUAACCAUUUGGGUUCGCUGGACGCCGGCCAUUACACCGCAUAUGUGCGCCAAAUGAAAGGAAGCUGGUUCAAAUGCGAUGAUCAUAUGAUCACAAGAGCAUCACUACGAGAAGUCUUAGAUAGUGAAGGGUAUCUACUCUUCUAUCAUAAAACCGUCCUGGAAUAUGAAUGUGAUGUGUCAUAAAUUGGAAAUUUCAUAAAUUAUUGGGCUCAUGUUUAGUUGGAAACAGUUUACAGAUGAUUUGUAAACGAUAGUGACGUGUUUGAUGAAUCAAAUUGAUACACUGGUUGUUGACCAGAUAUUUCUGUAAUUAACUUUGAAAUAAAGUGAUAUUAGUGCAUAUACAAUUAUCAAAAUCGUUUCCAAAAUGAGGAAGUUGUGUUGGUGAUGAUUUUUCUUAGCGCUAAGCUUUAAUGUAUUGUAUUGUUGUAAAUUAUGUCUGAAUAUUGUAUACUACUUGUAUAACGA
Molecule: messenger RNA, 1955 nt
Organism: Papilio machaon (common yellow swallowtail)
Lineage: Eukaryota; Metazoa; Arthropoda; Insecta; Lepidoptera; Papilionidae
Gene: not
Product: ubiquitin carboxyl-terminal hydrolase nonstop
Exons: 8
Coding region: 204-1670 (488 amino acids)
Biological process (GO): protein deubiquitination
Molecular function (GO): zinc ion binding; cysteine-type deubiquitinase activity
Source: RefSeq, a predicted model, not a curated record